AUGCGCCAAGGGAUCGCUUCCUCUGCACCCCCUUCGCCGCAGGUGAUGCCGUGUUUCAAGCCGCAAAUUAUUUACUCCAAUGAAACGUCUGAGCGCGUGGGGCGCGCCACAAACGCCACCAUGGACGCUCUCAACGCUGUCCUGCACAACGCCUCCAGUCAACUUGCGGCUGCGACUGCCACGCUGGCACCCAACACCUCCGCGCAGCCGUUGCCCAUCGCGGGGCGGUCGGGUCGCCAUUGUGUCAUGGAGGACAACUUCACCACCGCGCGGACGACCACAAACGCUGUGCUAAACGAUAGCCUUAGCAGGACUACUGGGCCGAUCUCGAGGCACGUGCCGCAUCUGUCGCUGGUACAUGUGCUUGCCUGGUUUCUGCUUUUUGCCACCAUAACGGUGACGACGGUGACCUUUCUCAACUACUGCCUGCGCAGCAAGCACGGCUCCGCUUAUUCCGCCGAGACGGGCUACGGUGACGAGGAGAUGUGCGGCAAGACCGCUGUGCCGUUCUCGGUUUCUUCUCAGAGCGUGCAAACAGAGGGUCUAAGUGGGACGCCAUCGUCGUCGAGCCGCCUGCUCGCCUCCCGCGGCAACCUCGCCCGGCAGCAGUUUUUGGAGUCGCGCAAGUCGGGCAGCAAUCCAAAGUGCUACGGCGCUACAACCUCCACAUCUCCUGCUAAUUGA
Molecule: messenger RNA, 684 nt
Organism: Leishmania major strain Friedlin
Lineage: Eukaryota; Euglenozoa; Kinetoplastea; Trypanosomatida; Trypanosomatidae
Exons: 1
Coding region: 1-684 (227 amino acids)
Source: RefSeq, a predicted model, not a curated record